Saprolegnia parasitica CBS 223.65 is the source of this 657-nucleotide messenger RNA. RefSeq lists its product as hypothetical. NCBI's taxonomy places the organism in Eukaryota, Oomycota, Saprolegniomycetes, Saprolegniales, Saprolegniaceae. The transcript is spliced from 4 exons. The record is from RefSeq and is a predicted model, not a curated record. The coding region runs from base 42 to 551 and encodes 169 amino acids.
GCAAGGCCGCAGUAUUGUUGGGUUGAGUAAACAGCAGCAGCAUGGGCUCCCAUCAAUCGCGCAUCACGGAGGACGACCAGACGAAGCUCAUGAAGGAGCGCGAGGCCGGCCAGCAGCAGCCGACGGCGCAGGUCCGCGUCUCGGCCGACCUCGUCAAGAGCCUCCACGAGCCCGCGGCGCCGGCGCAGGCCAAGGUCGCCCCGGCGGGCGUGUCGAAGGAAGAGAUUGAGAAGCUCAAGAAGGAGGCAUACGCCAAGGGCGCGGAGGAUGCCAAGAAGCGCAUCGAAGCCGAAGCUGCCAAGAAGAACGUCCGUGUCAUCGACGCCCACCAGGCCGAGAUCGAAGAGAAGGAGCGUGUCCAGGCGCUCGUUGAGGAGCUCAACAAGAAGCAAUACCGCGCGCCCGUCAACGACGUGCAGUGCUCGUCGGAGCGCGACGCGUGUUUGAAGUGCUACCACGACAACACGAAGAACGUCUUGGUCUGCAAGGAGAUCGCCGACGCGUUCUUCCGCUGUGCAGAGAGCGCGACGACCGAGUUCGUCAAGAAGUAAGCCGUAGAAGCUCGAUAGGCUCUUCGUCGCCAAGACCCUUCUCGUGUCUUUUGAAAUAUAAGCCAUUUACGUCCAACGCUUCCUUUGGACAGCUCGUCGCAUGCUG